CGGGGCGGGGAUCAGAUCCAAUCCAUAAUCAAAGAAGAAAGACUAUAAUAUCCCUCGGUUACGAAUCACGGGAGUGUACACGUCAUCACCCUGACGGAACACCUCGAAAACGAAGAACUAACGCAACCGUCUUCUUCAAGUGUCGUUAAUUCGUUGGGUCAUCGUUGCCACUUAAGUUACGCGCCAUUGUGAUUCAGUACUACUAUAACACUAGAGCUCUGACACUUAUUACUACUCUCUCUCUCUCUCUCUCUCUCUCUCUUGACGGUUGGUUACUCGAUCUGUGAGAUGGAGCCGCUGCUGAGAGGCGAAGGGAGUGGUGGCCGGAGGGACCACGCGCGGGGGAUAUUCCGCCGCUCCGACGCCAUCACCUACGGCUCCAACUAUGAGAAAGCUGCUGCACUCGUCGAUCUGGCUGAAGAUGGUGUUGGACUCCCUGAGCAAAUUCUUGAUUCUUCAAGCUUUCAAAGUUCUUCAAGAUAUUAUUUCAUUUUCAUUAAAUGCAAUAUCAUGUGGUCUCUUGCUUAUUUUGCUUUGAUAGUCCUAAAUUUCUUGGAGAGACCUCUGUGGUGUGAAAAUUAUACCAAACCAUCUUGCAGCGAUAGAGAGUAUUUCUUUCUGGGACAGUUGCCAUAUCUAACUAAUGCAGAAUGUCUUAUUUAUGAGGGAUUAACUGUUGUGGUGCUAAUCAUACAUACUUUCUUCCCAAUAUCAUAUGAAGGGUCCCGUAUAUAUUGGAGAAACGCAAUUAAUCUGUUGAAGGUCUUCUGUCUGUUAGUUCUCAUUGCUGAUAUGCUGGUUUAUGCUAUUUACUUGUCUCCAGCGGCUUUUGAUUUUCUACCUUUCAGAGUUGCUCCUUAUAUCAGGGUUAUUCUUUUCAUUCUGAAUAUUAGGGAGUUACGUGAAACCAUCACUAUCUUGAGUGGCAUGGUUGGCACAUACUUGAAUGUCUUGGCUCUGGGGCUUCUGUUUCUUCUUUUUGCAAGUUGGGUGGCUUAUGUGAUGUUUGAGGAUACGAUACAAGGAAAAACAGUAUUCACUUCUUAUGGUGCUACAUUGUAUCAGAUAUUUGUUUUAUUUACUACAUCGAAUAAUCCAGAUGUUUGGGUGCCUGCAUACAAGGCUUCACGUUGGUAUUGCCUGUACUUCAUUAUAUUUGUUCUUUUGGGGGUUUACUUCGUUACAAACUUGGUCCUUGCCGUUGUUUAUGAUAGUUUCAAGAGUGAGCUUGUGAAACAAGUUUUCGAGAUGGAUCGUAUGAGAAGAGCAAUGUUGGAGAAAGCUUUUAAUCUCUUAGAUACUCAUAGUACUGGAUAUCUUAACAAAGAUCAAUGCAUUAGGCUCUUUGAAGAGUUGAACAAAUACAGGACUUUACCCAAGAUCACCAAGGAAGAAUUUGAGUUAAUAUUUGAUGAGCUUGAUGAUAGUCGUGACGUAAAGCUCAAUAAGGAUGAAUUUGCUGAUAUUUGCCAUGCCAUUGCUUUAAAAUUCCAGAAGGAGGAUUCUAUCUCUUACUUUGAGUAUUUACCAUUCUACAAUUCACCCACCUCAAAGCAAUUGAAAGAAUUUGUGAAGAGACCCAUCUUUGGAUACCUAGUCUCUUUUCUUCUCGUACUCAAUCUAGUUGCAGUUAUUAUUGAGACAACGCUUGAUAUACAAAAUAAUUCUGGUCAAAAGGUGUGGCAAGUGGUUGAGUUCAUUUUUGGGUGGAUAUAUGUAAUAGAAAUGGCUCUGAAGGUUUAUGCAUAUGGAUUUGAGAACUAUUGGCGGGAUGGUCAAAAUCGCUUUGAUUUUGUUAUCACUUGGAUAAUUGUCAUUGGAGAAACUAUAACUUUUGCUUCGCCUGAUGAUCAGACUUUCUUCUCGAAUGGAGAAUGGAUCCGUUACCUUCUUCUGGCAAGAAUGUUGAGGUUGAUAAGGCUCCUAAUGCAUGUCAAGCAAUUCCGAGGCUUUGUUGCAACUUUCUUAACGCUGUUGCCAAGUUUGACGCCAUACUUUGGGAUCAUAUUUUGUGUCUUAUGUAUUUAUUGCUCGGUUGGUGUACAGAUUUUUGGUGGACUUGUUAAUGCUGGAAACCCUAAAUUGCUAGCAUCAGAUCUUGCUGAUAAUGACUAUUUGCUAUUUAAUUUCAAUGAUUAUCCUAAUGGAAUGGUGACACUUUUCAAUUUGGUAGUCAUGGGGAACUGGCAAGUAUGGAUGCAGAGCUACAAGGAGUUAACGGGUACUUCUUGGACCUACGUAUACUUCAUAAGUUUCUACUUAGUCACGGUUUUGCUACUUUUGAACUUGGUUGUUGCUUUUGUCUUGGAGGCAUUCUUUGCUGAAAUGGAGCUUGAGUCACCGGACACCUGUGAUGAACAGGACAAGGAAGUUGAAGGAGAUAAAUAUCGAAGACGGUCAGUUGGCACAAAAUCACGAAGCCAGAGAGUUGAUGCUCUUCUUCAUCAUAUGUUGAGCUCUGAGUUGUGUCAAAGUCAAACACAGCCUUCCAAUUCAUAGAACUGAUAAAAAUCCUUUUCCAGGAUGCAGGAAAAUCCCACUUUCUUUCUUGUGAAGCUUAUACAGAUCUUGUUUGAUAGACUCUAGUCACGUAUCCAGAUGAGUGGAAAUUCAAAGUUUAUGUCCCCAGUAAUUUGCAAGCGAGGCCAAACUGAUACGCAUGGAUAUGCUUGCGCUGAAUGUGAUGAAAACUCAUAAUAGCAGUAGGAAUGUAGGAUCAUCAGGCUUCAGAAAUCUUACUUGUUUUUAUUAGUAUUGCAGAUCUUUAGUGGCAACCUUUUAUUUAUUUAAUUUUAAUCCCAGUUGACUUUUGUUUUG
Arachis duranensis is the source of this 2817-nucleotide messenger RNA. RefSeq names its product two pore calcium channel protein 1. Gene Ontology annotation, cellular component: vacuolar membrane; plant-type vacuole. The record is from RefSeq and is a predicted model, not a curated record. Gene Ontology annotation, biological process: transmembrane transport; calcium ion transport. Lineage: Eukaryota; Viridiplantae; Streptophyta; Magnoliopsida; Fabales; Fabaceae. Bases 289 to 2499 code for a protein of 736 amino acids. The transcript is spliced from 24 exons. Gene Ontology annotation, molecular function: voltage-gated calcium channel activity; calcium ion binding.